Messenger RNA from Pelobates fuscus (common spadefoot toad), 921 nucleotides. RefSeq names its product olfactory receptor 1J4-like. The record is from RefSeq and is a predicted model, not a curated record. Gene Ontology annotation, cellular component: membrane. Gene Ontology annotation, biological process: G protein-coupled receptor signaling pathway. The coding region runs from base 1 to 921 and encodes 306 amino acids. The transcript has a single exon. NCBI's taxonomy places the organism in Eukaryota, Metazoa, Chordata, Amphibia, Anura, Pelobatidae. Gene Ontology annotation, molecular function: G protein-coupled receptor activity; olfactory receptor activity.
AUGAACAGUAGGAAUCGCAGUACGGUGACAGAAUUCAUUCUUCUCGGACUGUCCAGUGACCCCAGUGUACAAAUUAUAUUAUUUAUCAUCUUCCUGGUUGCCUACAUAGCCUCUCUGGCUGCUAAUUGUCUUCUUAUUCUGGCUGUGAGCGUUGACCGCCAUCUACAUAACCCUAUGUAUUUUUUCCUCGUUAAUCUGUCCAUUGUUAACCUUGGUGGCCCUUCAGUCAGCGUUCCAAAGAUGCUUCUGAAUUUCUUAUAUGGGGAUAAAAGUAUUUUGUUUGCAGGUUGUGCAACCCAGAUAUUUUUUAGUCUUCUUCUGGGAUUAAUUGAAGGUAUCCUCCUGGUUUUUAUGGCCUACGAUCGUUUUAUUGCAAUAUGUAAACCUCUCCGCUAUCACAUGGUUAUGAAUAGAUCAGCUUGUACAUGGAUGAUUGCAGUUACAUGGACAGUGAGCUGUGUUAUGUCAUCAGCUGACACAUUCCUUUUAUGUAGCUUAACAUUUUGUGGACCUAAUACAAUCAACCAUUUCUUCUGUGUGAUACCUUCACUGAUGCUCUUGUCCUGUAAUGAUAACUCUUUAUUUGAUAUCUUGAUAUUGUUUGGAAGUACAGCACUUCUGCUUAUCCCACUCAUUCUCAUUAUUUUCUCUUACUAUAAAAUAAUGGCUUCAAUAUUACGAAUCCAGUCUGGGCGAUACAAAGCUUUUUCCACUUGUCUUUCACAUCUGAUCGUUGUAGCAAUGUUUUAUGUGAUAGCUACGGUUAUGUUCAUGCAACCAUCAUCUUCUGUUGAUGAUAACAGAGACAAGAUAGUAUCAGUAUUCUAUGUUGUAGUCACCCAUCUGCUAAACCCUUUAAUCUACAGUCUGAAAAAUAAAGAUGUGCUCAGAGCUAUGAGACGGUUAGCAAUAUUGCGGUGA